UUUGGGAGUUUGGGGUGGUUCUUUCUCAGAGUCUGAUGCACCCCCUCUGUCCCACAGGCGCAUUUCAUGAAUUAGGGCAGCAUUUGCGGCGUAGUUUCGCUUAUUCGUCACCCAGACCGCAAUCAGGAUCUGGCUCGCCGGAUAGGAAACCUGAGAAAACCGUGAGCGAUGAAACACUUUUGCACACUGAUGCUGUUGCUGGUGGAAGCCGCCGAGCCAGCAAGUGUUGCUUCUCUGAACUUUUCGCAGGACGAGCAACGAUCGUCUUUGGGACGAACUCCUACCUGGCCAACAUGGGAAUAUGACUCGAUCAUGGGGGUGAAUAGAUAUAAGGAUGGUGAGCUAAGAAAUUAUAAUACCCCUCUGUUUAAAUCCGACCCCACGCACAGAAGAGCACCGCGGGGCGCAAAGUUGAAGAGCAUCCAUGCAAUUGACCAACAGAUUCCGCUCAGGUACAAAUAUGACAAUUCUACUACACCAAAAACUACCAAGCACACAAACAUCCCAUGGACAGUGGAUAACGACAGUGGGGAAAGGGCAAGCGGCUCUCCUGAUGACUCAGGGAACCGCAGCUCCACGAAGAGGACAAGGCAGCGGAUCUACAAUCCGCUGUAUCCCGUCAUGGGCAGCUCCUACAGCGCCUACGGGGUGAUGUUCCUGUCGCUCAUCGUCUUUGCCGUGGGCAUCGUCGGCAACUUGGCGGUGAUGUGCAUCGUGUGGCACAACUAUUACAUGAAGAGCGCCUGGAACUGCAUCCUGGCUGGUCUGGCUUUUUGGGAUUUUUUGAUACUUUUUUCCUGCUUGCCUGUGGUGGUCUUCAAUGAGAUAACCAAGAAACGCUUGUUGGGGGACGUAUCCUGCAAGAUCGUGCCUUACCUAGAGGUGUCUUCCCAGGGUGUGACCACCUUCAGCCUGUGUGCCUUGGCCAUCGACCGCUUCCACGCGGCCACCAGUAUGCAGCCCAAGGCCCAGCGGUUGGAGUCAUGCCAAUCCAUCCUGGCCAAGCUGGCCGUGGUGUGGGUGGGCUCCAUGGUGUUGGCAUUGCCCGAGCUGUUGCUGUGGCAGGUGAGCCAGGAUACUCCAGCGCCCCCUAGAAUCCUGGAGGAGUCUUGCUCCAUGAGGCCAUCUCCCAGCCUUCCAGAGUCGGUCUACUCAUUGGCGCUCACCUAUCAUGAUGCACGCAUGUGGUGGCACUUUGGGUGCUACUUCUGCCUGCCUGUACUCUUCACACUCUCCUGCCAGCUGGUCACUCGGAGGGUCACAUGCCGCGACGACAGCUCCUUCCCACCCGCGGGCCCCAAGCAUGCUGAGUGGCAUGGGGGACGGCGUCUGGACUCGGUGGUGACGGUGCUGGCACUGGUGUACGGUGCGUGCACGCUGCCCGCCAGCGGCUGCAGUGCGGCGCUGGCCUACGGCUCUGAGCGCAUGCCCCCUGGCGCUCGCUCGCUGCUGGCCCUGGUCGCCCAGUUCCUUCUGUUUGCCCGGGCUUCAGCCACCCCCCUGCUCCUACUGUGCCUGUGCCGCCCGCUUGGCAGAGCCUUCGCCGACUGCUGCUGCUGCUGCUGCUGCAUGGACCACCUGUCUGACAGCGAUUCCUCCACCCCUACCACACCCUCCACACCUUCCACCCCAUCCACAGCUUCCUCCAGCGCCCCCAUCAGCGGGGUCCAGGCUUUGGGACCUCCGUCUGUCCGCCUCAUUAAAAGCAUGCGCAGUCUGUCUGACAUGGCCAUCGGGACCCCAUGCUGAAGCAGCACCCCUCCUACACUGUACCGUGACGCACCUUUCAUACACGCUGUUCCCGGUGGAUGGGUUUGCUGGUUCCUUAUCAGGACCACUCAAAGUAUCAUCCUGCCCACUGUCUGUCUCAAUAAUGCACCUUAGGGCUAAUCCAGUGUUUCUUGAACUGGUCCUUGGGAAACCCCAGUCCACAUUUUUGUUCCCUCCAAGCUUCCUGCCAGCCAGUUUGAUGAGAGGCAGCGAAAACGUGAACUCUCUGUGGGCCCACAAGGACCGGGCUAACAAAACACUGCUCUAAUCUGUAGGUCAUCUUACCACAAAUACCACAUUUCUGCCUUUCCGCAAGUUGUUGUUUAGCUAUUUUGUUCGUUGUAAUGGUAACAUAGUUAACUGUUCAGCAUGAGCACUAACAGUAUUAGGCUGACAGUAGAUAAGUUAGUCCUGCUCUGAUUAUUUUUGUUUCAUGGUGCCUCAAGGUUGCUGGUCCACAGGAAGUACAAAAUACCACUCAAAGCACGUGGCUUUUAUGAUCCGUCAGCUCUGCAGCCAUGCGAAUGCAGGGAUUUGCGCCUUAAUGUUCACUAGAGCUCGGCCCUAUCUGUCUGAACAGAGAUUGGACCAUUUCUCGAUGGAGAUAGACUGACCUUUGACCUGAUAUUGUUACUGCACACACAGACAGUGGCAGAAACUGAACAAAAGGAUGUGACUCACUCUUAAGGGCUCUUAACUGUCUGUCUUGGACCCUUUGAGACGCAUGUGCUAUCAGCUGUCCGUUCUCUUCAUGCUGUGUGGCUCAAGUGUCACUGGGUGACGUUAAAGACAUUUAAGAGGCCGCUGUUUCCCCCACAUUGUUAUAAGCAUUGCUGCAACAGCGUUGUAAAGCAAUAAUACAUUCCUGCGUCAAAACUCUGUCUACAUGGGGAGGUUUUUGCAAACCCAGAAAGCACAUUCAGGGCCAGUCCUGGCUCAUUUCUUUACCGUUAGCAUUAACUCUGUCAGCGUUUAACAGGGCAAACCAAAGUUUCUGCUUGAUGGAAGUUAAACAUUGUUAGACUCCAUCCACAUUAGAAAAUUACCCAGAAAUAUCUUCCUCUUUUUCACAUUAGUAUGCAUACAGUCAAAUUGUGCAAUUCUGCACCAGAAACAGUAUUACUCAUUUACAAUAAUGUGCAAAACAAUUGGUCCACAUAAGCAUUUUGUUUUCGGUAUGAGGAAUAGACUGAAUGUCUUUGUGGAAAAUCUGUAAAAAAAAACCAAACCGUUUGUAUGUAUAAAAGGAGGCUUUUGUCUCUACACUGUAGACUCCUCCAGUUUAUACAUUUUAAUGAUUGUGAAGCCCUUUAUACAAUAAAAAAAAGGUUUGUGCUGUU
This is a messenger RNA of Brienomyrus brachyistius, 3110 nucleotides long. RefSeq names its product G-protein coupled receptor 37-like 1. The record is from RefSeq and is a predicted model, not a curated record. NCBI's taxonomy places the organism in Eukaryota, Metazoa, Chordata, Actinopteri, Osteoglossiformes, Mormyridae. Bases 169 to 1749 code for a protein of 526 amino acids. The transcript has 2 exons. Gene Ontology annotation, molecular function: G protein-coupled peptide receptor activity. Gene Ontology annotation, cellular component: signaling receptor complex; plasma membrane. Gene Ontology annotation, biological process: positive regulation of MAPK cascade; adenylate cyclase-inhibiting G protein-coupled receptor signaling pathway.